AUGGCUGCAGCUGGUCAUAUCCGUCUUGGAACCGCCUCCCCAGGCACCCAAUCCUCCACCUCCUCCACCAUCGCCCUCAUCGACACCCUCGCCCAGCGCGCAUCCUCAUCGCACAUCGACAUCCUCCUCCUCCCCGAGGCCUUCAUCGGCGGGUAUCCCCGCGGCAGUUCCUUCGGCUGCGAGAUUGGCAAUCGCAGUGCAGAAGGACGCGAUGAAUUCGCUCGCUACUUCGAUUCCGCCAUUGAUCUCGGCGACACCGUUGGGCCUGGCGGCGGUGGUGCGGGGAUCAAGUGGGUGAAGAGACAGCUUGGCGAGGAGGAUGAGGUCCGUGGUGAUGGCUCGCGGGAGGAGUUGGAGCGUAUUGCGAGGGAUACGGGUGUUUUUAUCGUGGUGGGGUGUAUUGAGAAGGCGGGUGGGAGCUUGUAUUGCUCUGUUGUUUAUGUCUGUCCCAAGGAGGGUAUGCUUGGAAAGCGUCGCAAAGUCCUUCCUACUGGCUCUGAGCGCCUCAUCUGGGCUCAAGGCUCGCCCAGCACCCUCCGCGCCGUAACCACCACCAUCCGCGGCAUACGCAUCAAUCUCGCCGCCGCAAUCUGCUGGGAGAACUACAUGCCCCUCCUACGCCAAUCGCUCUACGCGCAGAACAUCAAUCUCUACCUCGCGCCCACAGCCGAUAACCGCGAUGCCUGGCUUGGACUCAUGCGAACAGUCGGUGUUGAGGGACGCUGUUUCGUCGUCAGCAGCAACAUGUGCGUUCCCAAGAACACUGCGUCCUCUGAAACAAACGGUGUGAGACAGCGUCGUGGAUCGUGCAUGACAGAGGAAGGGUUUGAGAUUGCGCUGCCGAAAUCGCCGAGCCGAAGAAGACGCAAGUCGGUGUUUGACGAGGAUGGGAAUGAGAUUGUUUUGGGGUGUGAUGACGACGGUGUGAACAUUCAACCUCCUCCUGCAAAGAGCGCUGUCUCUUCUGGAAAACCAGAGUUUCUUUCUCGUGGUGGUUCGUCGAUUGUCUCGCCGUUUGGAGAUGUCAUCGCUGGACCGCAGUGGGAGGAUCCAGAUGGCUUGAUCUUUGCGGAUGUUGAUUUCCGUGAUUGUAUCAGGGGUCGUCUUGAUCUUGAUGCUGCGGGGAGUUACUCGCGAAACGAUGCCUUCAAGUUUAGCGUUGAGGGGUUGAACUUGGAUCCUCUUCCUUAUUGA
Molecule: messenger RNA, 1194 nt
Organism: Fusarium proliferatum ET1
Lineage: Eukaryota; Fungi; Ascomycota; Sordariomycetes; Hypocreales; Nectriaceae
Product: related to nitrilases, putative pseudogene
Exons: 2
Coding region: 1-1194 (397 amino acids)
Molecular function (GO): catalytic activity
Source: RefSeq, a predicted model, not a curated record